AUGCCCAUCAAAGCAGUGCUCUUCGACUUCAUGGGCACCUGCCUAGACUGGCACAGCGCCGUAGCCGCCUCUCUGCCUCCCUCCCUCCCGGAGGAGACCCGCUCGCAGUUCGCCCUCUCCUGGCGCCAGGCCUACUUCGACCACAACACAGCCCGCCUCGCCAGCGGCCAGCCCCCAGAGGACAUCGACAUCUCCCACCGGGCCACCCUCCGCGCCCAGCUCGCCUCAUCCCCGCCCGAGGUGCAGGCCGCCUUCGCCUCCACGCCUGGCGCCGAGGAGGCCUGCAUAGCGGCGUGGCACAGCCAGCCGGCCUGGCCCGACGUCGCCCCCGCGAUCGAGAGGCUGCGGGCCGAGGCCGGCGGGAGGGACCUCGACGUCCUGGUCCACGCAAACGGCACCGCCCGCUUGCAGCUCGACCUGUGCCGCUCCUCGGGCCUGCGCUUCGACGCCCUCCUCUCUAGCGAGCUGCUGGGCGUCUACAAGCCCGCGCCGGCGAGCUACCGCCGCGCGCUGGAGCUGCUGCGGUGCGAGGCCGGGGAGUGCGUCAUGGUCGCCGCGCACGCGUACGACACCCGUGGCGCCAAGGCGGUGGGCAUGAAGACCAUCUACGUGUACCGCUGGACCGACGACAUAAACGAGGACCAGGCUACUGUGCGGCGCGAGAACGACGUGUACCUGGAGAGCAUGGACGGGCUUGCCGAGGCGGUGGCGCGGCUUGGCUCGAGCUGA
Molecule: messenger RNA, 729 nt
Organism: Diaporthe citri
Lineage: Eukaryota; Fungi; Ascomycota; Sordariomycetes; Diaporthales; Diaporthaceae
Exons: 2
Coding region: 1-729 (242 amino acids)
Source: RefSeq, a predicted model, not a curated record